AUGGCGACAUUUGAGAACAAACCUAAAGGAAUUCUCAAAAAACCAUCCAUAAAUUUUCAACAAAAAAAUAGGUUAAAAUGGGAUGAAGACAACAUUCAACUUACUGAAGGACAGAAGAACUCGACAAUGAAAAUUACUGAACCUAAAACUCCAUACAUUCAUUACAAUCAAGAAACUGAUGAAAUCAUGACUGAUCUUCAAACUAUUCCAGGUCUCGUUUUGGGAUCUAGUAGGGUAUCUCCCCCAGCGGGAUCUCUUUCAUCCGUUUCACCAACAUCAGCACAUUUUCCUGAUUCAAUAAAGGACGAUUGGGAAUCCGAAAGCUCAGAAGAGGAUGAAGAAACUAGGGAAAAGCGCCGUAAAUUUGCACAGCUCAGAGCUCAACAUUAUAAUAUGAAGGAUGCACUUAGUUUAGGUCAUAAUUUCAGUUCUUUAAAGGCUAAACUUGAAAGCAACGAAUCCGAAAACAAUUCUGGCAAUAACGAUUCGUCGUCAAAUAAUGUUUUCAUGGAAACAUAA
Molecule: messenger RNA, 519 nt
Organism: Racocetra persica
Lineage: Eukaryota; Fungi; Glomeromycota; Glomeromycetes; Diversisporales; Gigasporaceae
Source: the annotation of a GenBank genome assembly